AUGGGGAAAGGUUUCUUUAUUAGUAAAACUGUUGGGAUUUUGGGGAUCAUCGCAGGUGUGGGAGCCUUAGCCACUAUCAUAGCUUUGUCAGUUGUUUACUCACAGGAAAAGGGGAAAAACAAUAAUCAAAAUGAAGAACAAACAACCUCCAAACCCCCUACCACAACACCCAUUCCAUCCAAUAAACCUUGGGACAAGUAUCGGCUGCCCAAGAACCUGGUGCCAGAGACAUAUAAUGUCACCUUAUGGCCAAGACUGACUCCAGACCCAACAACUGGUCUUUACACCUUCUUAGGCAGUUCCGUUGUGGACUUUGAAUGUGUGGAGGACACUGACCUGAUUCUUAUCCAUUCUAAUAAAUUGAAUUACACCAAGUUUGAGAACCAGUUGGCAAGACUCAUGUCAGUGAGUAGUGUUGAAGCCCCCGCAAUCAAGUCCUCCUGGCUCCAAGGUGUCACACAGUACCUGGUCCUGGAGCUGGAUGGUACACUGAAAAAGGGACACAAGUAUCGCCUCUACACUGAAUUCAUUGGAGAACUAGCUGAUGACCUUGGAGGCUUCUACAGGAGCGAAUACAUGGAGGAUGGAGAGAAAAGGGUCAUGGCUACCACCCAGAUGCAGCCUACAGAUGCUAGGAAAUCUUUCCCUUGCUUUGAUGAGCCAGCUAUGAAAGCUUACUUCUUCAUUACGCUGAUCCACGACCGUGGAACUACAGCCCUGUCCAAUGGCAAGGACAUAGAAACAACUGAAAUCAACCAUGAUGGCCAGGAUCUGCUUAAGACAGUUUUUGAGCGAACGGAGAAAAUGUCGACUUACUUGCUGGCAUUCAUUGUCAGUGACUACGACAGUAUUGUUAACAGCAUUGAUGGCGUUGAGAUCCGCAUUUUCGCCCGGAGGUCCGCCAUUGCAGCUGGUCAAGGACAGUAUGCCCUUAACAAAACUGGACCAAUCCUUAAAUUCUUUGAGCAGUAUUACAAUGCCACGUACCCUCUACCCAAGUCUGAUCAGAUAGCAAUCCCAGACUUUAAUGCAGGGGCCAUGGAAAACUGGGGUCUGAUCACAUACCGGGAGACAGCUCUACUGUACGAUGAAGCUUUCUCCUCCAACUCCAACAAGGAAAGGAUCGCUACGAUCAUUGCUCAUGAACUGGCUCACAUGUGGUUUGGUAAUCUGGUGACACUCAGAUGGUGGAAUGACUUGUGGCUGAAUGAAGGCUUUGCAUCCUAUGUUGAGUACUUGGGAGCAAAUAAUGCUGAACCUGAGUGGAAUGUGACAGACCUCAUCGUGCUUGGUGACAUUCAUAGGGUGUUUGCUAUUGAUGCUCUGGCUUCUUCCCACCCUCUGUCAUCUAAAGAAGAAGAUAUCCAGACGCCAGCACAGAUUAGUGAGCUGUUUGAUGCUAUUUCAUACAGCAAGGGAGCAUCUGUCCUCAGGAUGUUGUCUGAUUUCCUGACUGAAGAUGUCUUCCAGCUGGGACUGAGGUCCUAUCUGAGUGCAUUUAGCUUUGGGAAUGCAGUCUACACAGACCUUUGGUAUCAUCUGCAAAAGGCUGCUGAUUCUAGCAAGUUAAAGCUUCCUGAUACUCUCGAUAACAUAAUGAACACCUGGGUGCUGCAGAUGGGCUUUCCUGUGGUUACCAUUAACACUGGGACUGGAAGUGUUUCCCAGCAGCACUUCCUUCUGGAUCCAGAAGCUGUAGUCACAACUCCAUCCCCCUUCAAUUAUCAAUGGAUCAUUCCAAUCAAAUGGAUGAUGACUGGAAAUAUGCAGAAUCCACUGUGGCUAACAUCCAAAUCAGAAACAUCUGAAGCUAUGAAAGCAACACAAGAUCAGUGGGUGCUAGCCAAUGUCAACAUGGUUGGUUACUACAGGGUCAACUAUGAUGAUGACAACUGGGCCAAACUCUUAGAUGUUCUGCAGAGUAAUCAUCAGCUCAUUCCACUGAUCAACAGAGCUCAGAUAUUGGAUGAUGCCUUCAAUCUGGCCAGAGCCAAGAUCAUUUCUACAGUGCAGGCGCUUAAUACCACCAAAUACCUGAAUAAUGAGAGAGAUUACAUUCCAUGGAAGGCAGCCCUUAACAACCUGGACUUUUUCUACCUCAUGUUUGACCGCAGCGAAGUCUAUGGCCCCAUGCAGGAUUAUCUCGUGAAAAAAGUCUCCCCUCUGUUUGAAUACUACAAGCAAAUGACAGACAACUGGAGCAAAGUUCCUGAUGGACACAUGGACCAGUAUAAUCAGGUGAAUGCAAUUAGCCUGGCUUGCAGGACAGGGUUGGAGGAAUGCCAAAACCUGGUCAUGACAUGGUUUCAAGAGUGGAUGGAUACUGACACCAACAGGAUCCACCCUAACCUGCGCUCCACUGUGUACUGCAAUGCUAUUGCAGCAGGUGGCAAGAAAGAAUGGGAUUUUGCUUGGUCACAGUUUAAGAAUGGCAGUACUGCUAUUGAAUCUGAUAAACUUCGCUAUGCUCUGUCCUGCACCAAACAACCUUGGCUGCUCAACAGGUAUCUGGAAUACACUCUAGAUCCAGACAUGAUCCGAAAGCAGGAUGCCACCGCCACCAUUGUCGACAUUGCCAGUAAUGUGGUUGGUCAGUCUCUGGCAUGGGACUUUGUCAGGGCUCGAUGGUCAUACAUCUUCAGUCAGUAUGGUGGUGGCUCAUUCUCAUUCUCCAACCUCGUAAACGGCGUCACCAAACGUUUCUCCACUGAAUUUGAGCUUCAGCAGCUGAAGCAGUUCAAGGCUGACAAUUCCGAUGUUGGUUUUGGCUCUGGGACCUUAGCACUGGAUCAAUCCAUUGAGAGAACCAUCGCUAACAUUAAAUGGGUUGAAGAGAACAAGAAGAAUGUUCUGGACUGGUUCACAACUGAAGCUAAUGCCCAAUGA
This is a messenger RNA of Pundamilia nyererei, 2886 nucleotides long. Its product is annotated as aminopeptidase N-like. The transcript is spliced from 21 exons. Lineage: Eukaryota; Metazoa; Chordata; Actinopteri; Cichliformes; Cichlidae. Gene Ontology annotation, molecular function: metalloaminopeptidase activity; peptide binding; zinc ion binding. Gene Ontology annotation, biological process: peptide catabolic process; proteolysis. The coding region runs from base 1 to 2886 and encodes 961 amino acids. Gene Ontology annotation, cellular component: cytoplasm; plasma membrane. The record is from RefSeq and is a predicted model, not a curated record.